Medicago truncatula (barrel medic) is the source of this 2201-nucleotide messenger RNA. Its product is annotated as protein WVD2-like 6. The coding region runs from base 368 to 1729 and encodes 453 amino acids. The record is from RefSeq and is a predicted model, not a curated record. The transcript has 9 exons. Gene Ontology annotation, molecular function: microtubule binding. Lineage: Eukaryota; Viridiplantae; Streptophyta; Magnoliopsida; Fabales; Fabaceae.
GAUUGCACAUACAUACCCAUCACCCACCCCGUAGAAAGAAUGUGACCUUGUGCGACUAUUAGUGGAAAGCGACAUGAUCUGAUCUGGACAAUUAAAUUUCAACUUGAAGGAAAGAAGGAAGGAACCCCGUUUUCUCCUGUACUCUACUGUUUCUUUAAUUAUCACUCACUCCUCUCACUGUUAAGUUUCAUUUCAUUUUAUUUUAUUUUAAAUAAAUAAAAAUAGAUAGAAGAAGAUAAAUCAAAACAACUGUUUGAAUCUUUCGGAUCUUGUUGGUCGGUCUCUCAGAUCUCUCACCACUAUGUUGCUGCUGCUAUUCCUCUUUUCAUAGAUACAUACAUACAUAACCUCAGUGUUGGUGUAAACGAUGGAUCCAGUUAACACUUCACUGGAAGAUGGACUUCAUCAACAACAACUCUUUAAUUCACAACAGGAUGCUGUUGAUUUCAAUGUUGUUACUCAAAUUAAACAAACUGUACUGUCUAAUGGAAAUUUCAACGAUAAUGUCUCUAUGGAAGAAGAAGAAGAAGAAGGAUCAAAUGGCAAAAUAGAGGGAAACAAUGUUAAUGUUUCUAAGGAAGUGGAAAUUGAAAUCGUUGAUGAAACGGAGAAAUCUAGGACAAAAAAGGAUCUUGUCAAGAAUAACAAUUCAAAAUUGCCAAGUCCUAGAGGUCUUCGUAUGACUUCGGUGAGAAAGAACAAAGACGGAAAAGAUGAAGAGGCUGCAGUAGCAUCAUCUGUUUCAAAUGGUACUUCCACUUUCGACUCUCAUCCAAGACAGCCGGUUAACAACAGGGCAGUCAAUGACAAGCAGACCCACCUGUCCAAGCACUCUGGAAAGACUGAUGCUGCAUCUACUGAAGCACCAAUGGAGAAGACUAGACCACACUUGAUAAAGAAAGAACCCCUUGAUAAUCUUCCAGGAAAAGCUGAAUCAUCUUUUCCUACAUCAGAAGAUGCCAAACCUCGUAGAGUUGGGACAAUGCCAACUUAUGGAUUCAGUUUCAAAUGUAAUGAGCGAGCUGAGAGAAGAAAAGAGUUUUACUCUAAGCUUGAGGAAAGGAUUCAUGCGAAGGAAGUGGAGGAGAGCAACAUUCAAGCAAAAACCAAGGAGAGCCAAGAAGCUGAGAUUAAGAGGCUUAGGAAAAAACUAGCAUUUAAAGCAACUCCAAUGCCAAGCUUCUACCAGGAGCCUACUCCUUCUAGGGUGGAGUUGAAGAAGAUACCAACUACAAGAGCAAAAUCUCCCAAGCUUGGUCGUAAGAAGAGUUCAACAAUGUCCUCAGAGCUAGAUGUAAACAGUAACAGCAGUGCUCAACAAUGCCGUUUAAGUCUGGAUGAGAAAGUGUCUCAGAAUAAUCCCACUAAAGGAAUUAGUCAUGUUCAGCCAAAGAAGCCACAAAGAAGAUCUCUCCCUCCUCGACUGACUCCUGAAAGGAUCAGUUCAUCCAAUUCAGUGACUGCACGGACUUCAUCUAAGGCGGUGCAUGACGAGAAAACCUCCUUAUCUAGUGUAACAACUGAAGUUACCACCUUGUCCGUUGCAACAAGGGAAGAGAAAGUUGAAGCAGCUGCAGCUAUUGAGGAGAACAGUGCCUUCUCUGAUGAGACAAGUGGAACUCCGUCUCUGAACAUAGAGCCGGAUGUAGCAGAAUCUCAAUUGAAUGGUGAUAUAGUGAUUGAAGACAAACCACAACUCAUUUUGGUACAAGAACCCAUAGCAGGAUAGCAUUAAGCAAACAGCAGGAACAUAAUCUGGUGUCAGCUAUCACAGCAAUUGAUUCAUCUCGUGAAUAUAUAGAAGCAUAUGACUGAGAUUAUUUGACAAUGAAGGCCUGCAUAUUUGCAUUAUGUUUUAUGAUGUAAGUUUGUCCAAGCAGCAUUGUAUCUUUUGUGUUUACUCCCAAGCUUGCUGGUUUAUCCUUAUGAUUCUCCUCGCAGCAUUAUAUGUAAUAAUAAUAAUAUAAAUAUUUGUCAGGUUGUUCCAGUUGAUGUUAGGUAUGCAACACUUAUCUAUUUGGACAUGUUACCGAAAAUUUUGAGAAUGUUUGGCAUCAGUGGUUGCAUUACAUUUUGUUUAGGCAUUGCUCUGUUAAACAGUUGGCAUUGUCACAUUAAAUUAGCUGUUUGUGUUGUGGACACCAUUCUGAUUAGUCGUAUUACAGCUAUGCUUUGUUAUGCAACAAAAUGUAUUGUCACUA